This is a messenger RNA of Owenia fusiformis, 1236 nucleotides long. The record is from the annotation of a GenBank genome assembly. Lineage: Eukaryota; Metazoa; Annelida; Polychaeta; Sabellida; Oweniidae.
GAAUGCUAUAUAUUCUGGACUCGUAUAAUAAUCCAUUUAGUUUUAGCUAUCGCUAUGACACGGCAACAAGUACUCUUACAUCACUAUCCUUUGCCGGACUCAGAUACCCAGGACCUGAAUAUGAAUAUCUUACCUCUUUGGAAUAUGUUCCUGGAAGUUGUGAGUUGUUAGUAUGGAACCAUGGAUUUCUCCAGAAAGUGCCAAUAACCUUUGAUUACACCGAGGUGACAACUAAACCAACACCAAGGACCACGAGUGAUUUACCAACACUGUCUUGUGGUAGUUCUACUAAGAUAAUAUCGAGCAUUAGUCUGGGCAUUGGUAAUUCAAUGGAUUUGAGCUCUGGGCUAGGAACACAUGGUUGGUGGUUUGUGGACCCCAUAGAUUCAACAGUGUGGGUUAUGAAAGGCUACGACAAGGCCAAUACUCUUGAGCGGUACACAAACGAGAUGUCAAUUUUGAGCAAUCCUAUAAAGAAUAUAACUCUUAGACAAUCGUGUGACGGAACAGGACAUGCCAUAUACGCAGGCUAUUUCUAUUGCAACUUGGCAAGCUCAAAUAGAGUGGUGAAAAUUCAGAUUAGUACUAAAGAAAACGUUGGUGAAGUGACUUUGAAAGAUGCUGGUUUCCAGAAUACAUAUCCUUACGAUUGGGGAGGAUUCUCGGACAUUGAUCUUGCUUUGGACAAUGGAAAUAGACUUUAUGCCAUAUAUGGUUCUAUACAAAAUGAAGGAAAUUUUGCAAUUGCACUUUUGGACAUUGAUACAUUGGUCAUUGUUGAAACAUGGCAGCUCGAUGUAAAGAAGAGGAGAGCUGGAAAUGCAUUCAUGGCAAAUGGAAUACUUUAUAUUCUGGACACGUAUAGAUCGCCAUCAUAUUUUACCCACUACUUUGACACGACAAGGAAUCGUCUAAUAUCACUCUCUUCCAAUGAACUCAGCUAUCCAGGUCGUUCUAAAAAAAGUUACCUUACUGCUUUAGAAUUUAUACCUGGAAGAUGUGAGCUACUUGCGUGGGACAGUGGAUUCAUCCAGAAAAUGUCGCUUUCUUUUUAAUUUUAGUUCAUCUUAUUGUAUGAUGGUUUUACCAUAUUUUAAGAAAAGCUAUUCCUCAAAUUUUUUUUUGUGUUUAAAAUGACUCAAUUCAAACAAUUUUCAAUUAAAAGUAAAUUGUCAUGAAUGAAUAGAAAUCGGGCGAACUACUCGGCAACAUUGUUGUCCGAUUUUUGGCUUGUUG